AUGUCCUAUUACGAGAAUGCACAGUGGGCUGCUGGCCAGCAACAGCACCAGCAACCGCAUCAGCAACCGCAUCAGCACCAGCACCCGCAGAACAACUGGGACCACCAGAGAACUGCCACACCCGUCCGUACUGGUGCCAGUGCUCCCCAACCUCAGGAUGACUAUGCCUUUUCCUACCAGUUUGAUGAGGUUGAUCGCGCCCACGAGAACCUUCAAAAGUCUGGCAAAGGCUAUGCAAUGGGCGGACGCCCAGGUCGCGCCCCCCACGGCCAGGCCUCCCGAUCUCAUUCCGUCAAUAACUUUGACGAACCCCGCGGCCCUCCUGGCCCAAACCUCCAAAACUUUUACGCCGCUCAGAGACACCAUCAGCCCUCUCGCGGCCCCAACGAUGCCGAGCAGGUGAUGCAGGCCAAGAGGCGCAUGGCCGCCCAGCGCGAACGAGAACUCCGAAACCUCCACACUGAACAGCAAUAUCAACGAACUGUUCUUGCUGAUACCCCGCACACUACUGCCGCCAACAACGUCACCAACGUUGCCAACGUCAACAAUGCCAACGCCAAUGCCAACGCCGGCAGCAACAGCAAGCACAUGUCCGAGGAAGAGACUCGCGAGCUGAUUGCCCGCCAACGCAGUGCUCUGUAUGGAGAGGGUCCGUUUGCUGACAAGACGAGCUACGUCGAUGAGAGCGGCAACAUUCGCAAGGGAGUUCCCGGUCCCAGCGGCGCUUCCAGCCUUCGCGGCGCUUCUCCCAUGACUUUCGACGGCAUGGGCCGCCCACCUGCUGAUGUCGGUACACCCACCUCUGCGAAUGACCACGCCCCCGGCCAGAGCGAGUUGAGCCCCCGUCCCAACAGCACUGCCAGCCCACAGACCGCCGCCCCCACCAACAAGGUCUUUGACAACGCUGUCGGUAUCCAGAGCCGUACCAGCACCUCUAGCCCUACAGGUGCCUCUCCUCCGCGCGACCUGGCCCCUGGAUCCAAGCCUGGUCAGCAGGGCGCUACUGUCGCUCCCAUUGGUACUCGUCCCGUCGGCACCCCUACCUCAGGAGCUCAGGCCAAGCGUUCCACCACCCCUCUUGCCACCUCUGGCGGCUGGGGUCGCGGCAACGGUGUAUGGGGCCAGAGCUCUUCUGGUCUCGGUGCUCAGGCCAGCGUUUGGGGCUAA
Beauveria bassiana ARSEF 2860 is the source of this 1167-nucleotide messenger RNA. RefSeq lists its product as uncharacterized. The record is from RefSeq and is a predicted model, not a curated record. The transcript has 5 exons. NCBI's taxonomy places the organism in Eukaryota, Fungi, Ascomycota, Sordariomycetes, Hypocreales, Cordycipitaceae. The coding region runs from base 1 to 1167 and encodes 388 amino acids.